AAAGGGCAGGCCAAAGGGGAAGCCUGAGACCAUGGAGGCUGAGAGCCGACUGCAGCAUUUGCUGCAGCGACUGGACCAGGAGCGGUUCUGGAGCUUGCACGACCUCAACAAGGUUGCGGAGGAAUUGGAAACGCUGGACUGGUCGACCACAGGCGUGACAGAGGAGAGCCUCUGGACCCGCCUUGGCCGGCACUUGGUGAAGUUCCAAGAUGGCAGCAGCGCAUUGUGGCAGCCACCACCCCGCUGCGCCAGGAUGUGGCUAGGCGAGUGGGUCAUCUCACCGAGAGCCUGAACCAUUGCGUCAGCUUUGCGGGCCGAGAUGUGCUCUGCGAGACACUUCCGCAGCAGCUGCUGUCGAAUUUCCGGGCAAUUGAUUCUGCGCCGCAGCUUCUGUACUUUAGGCUUUGCUGCGACUUAGAUGCAAAGACGCGGUUCCUGGUGGCCCUAGCCGGCGCAAUUCGCGCAGUGCAGGACCCAGCGCUGCUGCGACCGCAGAUGGCUGCGCAGCCCCACGUGCUAAUCCUUGCAGAGAGCAUUGCUGGUGCCUUCUUCACCAUCGGCGGUGACAAUGUACUGAGGCGCUGGCACGACGCGCGGCUGGACGGGUACUGCGCCCUGUGGCAAGUGGCGGCCGAGUCCGCCCUGAAGCUCCACAAGCAGGAGCUCCAGGAUCGCCUUGCUGAGGCGCUGGCACGGUGUCGAUCAGAUGGUCAGAGCGCGUCGGUCCGCUUGUCCGCCUGGCCCAUGGCUGGCUGCCCCAUUGCUGGCGCGUUUAUGCAGUUCGCAAAAGAGAGGUCUUUGGGCAGCGUGGGCCACCUGAAUGUGACCCAUUGCCCGGACCACUCGCUGCGCCCGGCGGUUGUGCUGCGGCUGUGCGAGCAGCUGGAUGCCUUCCAGGUGGACGCGUCGGAGUCGCUGGCGUUGGUGGCCCUCACGCCGGAGCGCGCCGCGAGCUUGAGCCACCUGGCCAGCCCAGGCAAUCCAGAGCCGACGGCCGAGGAUAUUCAGGAUGCAGCUGAGCCGGCCAAUGCGCAGGCCUAUCGCGGCACUGUUUUGUCCUUUGGCGGCGCCAAGUCCAAGACCAGCCUUGCAGGUACGAGCGAGCCGCAGGCGCCACAAGCCUUAGGCUUUGAGACCGCGGCAAUAGGAAAAGGCAGAAGUACCCUGCGCAUCGCGCAAGAAGUGCAGAAGGAGAGCAGUGGUGAUGCACCAAAGAUGGUGCGCCGGUCCAUCGACUGGAGUGAUGCGCGGUUUCUGGAGCGCCUGGUCAGGCGGGGGCUGAAGGCUCGCGACGAAGGAUGGAAGGCAUCCUGGGAAGAGACCUGCCUUGCACGGGAGAUACCGUCAAGCUUCGCAGUGCAGAAGCCAGCCAAGGAGGUCCUGGUGGAGUUUGUGGAGGCCAACCUCUGCCAGACAACCGGGAAGGACUGGGCAAAGCCGCUGCUCUACAAAGCUGAGGGCGAGGAGGAUCCGGUCGUAGAUGUCCCCACCUCUGACGAGGAGCCAGAGGCAGCUGCGGCUUCACCCGAGGUCGAUCCCUCUGCAGCCUCGGGGGCCAAAGACGGUGCCGCCGAGGAGAUUGCCAAGGCGAUUCAGGCUGCUCAAAGACUGGCGGCAGCGCUGCCAUCGGCUGCGCCAGCUGCUGCGCCAGCCGCUGCGCCAGCCGCUGCGCCGGCACCAGCAAGCCUUGUAGAGAGGGACAAGAAGGAGAAGAAGGAGAAGAAGGACAAAGGAAAGAAGGAUAAGAAAGAGAAAAAGGCGGAGAAGAAGCAGAAGAAGGCAAAAAAGGAGGGUGAGGAGCCUAGCCAGGACCCUACAGUGGUGAUCGAAACUGCCGAAAACUCCUCGACAGACACCUCAGAUCUUGAGAUGGGACCACCGGCGCACGACCACAAGACCCGCCUUUGCGCGGCCUUCCUGGAGGGCCGGUGCCACAAAGGAAGUCUUUGCACCGCCGCCCACUCCCAGAAGGAGUUGAGAAGGCCAGGGGAGGCUGCCGCAGAUCACAAGGAGAAGCAUGCUCACCAGAAGUCCAGCCCAGGCGCUGCGCCUCCGCGGGCGGAGAAGGGCCCGGGCCGGAUGCGCGCCUGGCCGGAGGCACGAGCUGAGGGGCGGAGGGGAUCCCGGCCGGUGGGGAUGCACCCCAUGCCCAUGGACAUGAUGAUGGGGCACUCAGCUCCUAUCAUGGUCUUCCCGCCCGAAAUGCUUCAUAUGCCGCCCCACUACCACCCGCACAUGGCGAUGAUGAUGGAUCCUUACAUGAUGCAUCGCAAGGACAAGAAGAACAAGGAGGAAAAGGACAAAGACAAAGAGAAGAAGCAGAAGAAGGCAGAAAAAGAGAAGGAGGUGGCUAAGCCGAAGCAGAAAGAGAAGGAGGAGGUGAAGCUGAGAAAGGACAAAGGUGCCAAGCGCAAGGACAAACCGCAGCCAGCUGACAAGGCUGGUGCGAGAAAGGAGAGAAAGGUCGACGAGGAGGACUUGUGAUGGGCUCUUUCACUGACAGGUGCAAAGACGCUGCAGUCCCCCUUGCUUGAUGCCCCAC
Messenger RNA from Effrenium voratum, 2542 nucleotides. Lineage: Eukaryota; Dinophyceae; Suessiales; Symbiodiniaceae. The record is from the annotation of a GenBank genome assembly.